Messenger RNA from Nerophis lumbriciformis (worm pipefish), 2709 nucleotides. The record is from RefSeq and is a predicted model, not a curated record. NCBI's taxonomy places the organism in Eukaryota, Metazoa, Chordata, Actinopteri, Syngnathiformes, Syngnathidae.
AUGUUGAAUGUUGCCAUGGCAGUUUUACCAGAGACGGGCUGGGAGGAUUAUUAUGCCAUUCCUGGGACAAAUGCUGAAAACAAGGCUUUAAUAGAAGAGAUAAGCAAGAAAAGGAAGGAACUCUCACAUGUGAAAAGCAAGCGAGAGAAUCACAAAGAUCAAACUCGACUGGCCACCGAGUUUCUUAAACAUGUUAAAGCUGAGCUGGAAAACAUGGAGGCUCUGUGCCAGGCCAAAGACAGAGAAGCCCAUUUGGAGUCGCACCUUACCGCCGUCACGCAGAGAGAAAUCGGCCACCUGGCGCAGGAGAACGCCCGGAUGGAAAAUGAGCUCCGAUCGCUGGCUGAGAGGCAAAGCGGGCUGGAGAAUGACAUAUUCAAGGCCAAACAGAAGCUGGAGCACUUUCGCGAGCAGAUGGACUGGGACCGGCGGGCCAUGGAUUCGUUUUUGGAGGAGUCGGCACGAAAAGACGACGACACGAUGGCCAUCAUCAAGUAUUCGCAGCAGGACGAGCAGAGGAUCAAGUCCCUGACGUUGGCCAUCGAGAGGACAACACUGGAGGCCAAUAAAAAGCGCAAAGUGCUUGACAUGGAGAUGACAGAGAAUUUAUCUGCGCAGAUUGCUUUAGAGAAGACCACAGAGCAUUUGCGGGAGACUCACCGGGAAAGUGAGAAGAUCAUCCAGCGAUGGGAAAACACCGUCCAGCAGAUGAAGCAAAGAGAUGCCGAUCUACAACAGUGGGCUCUGAAACUGGCAGAGAGCAACCAGGCGAUCAGGAAAAGGAACGACUCCUUGAGAGAAAUGAAGCACUUGCAUGACUCGCAGAUGAACGACAACAAGGAAAAAGAGAGAAAGUUGAACGCGGCUAAUCGUCAGGCGGCAAAAUUAAAGCAGAUAUUGCAAGAGAAGGAGAAGAACUACAUGGAGAUGCAGGAUGAGCUAAAAAGUUGUAAAACCUCACUGGAUAGUACAACCGCCAGUGUAGAGUCCACCAAGACCCACAUCUCCAGGCUGAAGGAACAAAUUGUGAAAAACCAGACCAAACUGCAGCAAAGCUCGGCCCAAAAUUCCGCUCUUGAGGAGAAACUGACAGCUGUGACGCAGAACGCCUCGAGUGAGAAGGAGAAAGCCGCCCAAAUGGAACAGUUCCUCACCGAUGAGGAACAGGCCAUCAAGGAGCUGGAUGUGCAACUGCGUGACUGCAGAGACGAGCUCUUCCGCUAUAAGCAACAAGUAGAUGCCCUCAAAAGAAUGGAAAAAGACUCUUUAGCCCAAGAGCUUAGGAGCAAAUCCACUAUUGGCAGCCUGGAACGGGAGCUCAGGAAACAAGAGAAGUAUUUGAUAAGACAGCAGAAGAUCAUGAGCGAAAAGGACUUUCAGAUCAUCUUCUUGGAGAAAAAGCUCGCACGACUGCAAGGUGUUGACGACUCGGAUGAAAAGGAAAUGUUCCAAGCCAAGAUUAGCGAGAUGACUAAAACCCUCGACGAGAGGAUGAAGUUGUCCGGCGAGAUUAUCGACAGAAUCGACGAGACUGAGAGUGAAAUUCGCUAUUUGAAGAAAGAGAAUGACAAGUCAGCGUCGGAGAAGAAAACUUUAUACCACAAAGUGGAAGAGAUGAAGCUGAUCAAUAAUAAUAUUGAAAAAGAGCUGAAAAGACUCAGCCUCAAUAAACAGGAACAAAUGGUGGAGCAGAACAUCUUCAAGCUGGAGGUGAAGCGUAAGCGGGAUCUUCUGUUCAAUAAAGCCAACAGCGUGGUGUCCCUGGAGAAAAGACAACUGAACGUCAAGAAAAUCAUUCAGGAGAGACAAGAAGAGAUCAGAAUUUACAAUCACAUGCUGAAUCAGGAACUGAAGACCACUGAGCAGGAGAGACAGAGAAUCAGCACUGAACUGAAUGGAAAAAUGUCCAAGAUUGACGUCAUGAAGAAACAUUUUGAAGUUGUGACCUUUUCAAUGACCGGAGAGGACGAGGAGGACGUGGUCAAGUGUCAAGCUCGCUAUAUUGCAAAGGCGGCGCUAGAGAGAGCAGAGCUCAUACAGCAUGGAGAGCAUCUAACUGGCAAAAUCCGUAAAGCUGAAGAAGAGAACAAAGCUCUGGAGAACUCCACUCUCUUGUUCAAUAUCAGUAACUCCCAAUUUCACACGGCAGUCAACAAAGCAAAAGACUCCAGUCAGGAAUACCAGCAAAAAAUCCAGAUGGAAGAGCAGCUGCGUUUGGCCGAAGACAAUCUCAAGUACAAGAGAAGACAAGUUAGACAACUUCAGCAACAACAACAGGAACUGAACAAUACCUUGGAUGCUCUGCUACAGGCUAAGCUAGCACAAAACCAAAAGAUCCAACAUAAACAGUUACUAAUCAGCAAACUAAAUGGAGAAAUUGCUUCACAGCAGGAAAAAAUUGAAAGAGCCACCAAACAGUGCUCGAAGCUAAGUCGUGCGAUCCGCGCUUGGAGAAACACAAAGGCAGAGACGUUGGAGGAGAAGGACGUCAGACUGAGACAGUUAAAGGACUUGAACAAACGUCUGGACAAGAUGCUGUACGAUGCCACCGAGGAUAGGCCCGACCUCAGGUCGCUUUUGGAGAAGAACUUUAACCAGGCCAACUUGUCCUUUCCGUCUCCUCCGUCCACUCCCGGCAGCCACCGAAGCACCAGCGGCAAAUCGUCUCGCGUCUCCGACAUUUCCAGGUCUGACUCACUCUUGGAAUGA